Molecule: messenger RNA, 2164 nt
Organism: Bombyx mandarina (wild silkworm)
Lineage: Eukaryota; Metazoa; Arthropoda; Insecta; Lepidoptera; Bombycidae
Gene: orb
Product: polyadenylation element binding protein orb
Biological process (GO): negative regulation of cytoplasmic translation
Cellular component (GO): neuron projection; synapse; nucleus
Molecular function (GO): translation factor activity, RNA binding; mRNA regulatory element binding translation repressor activity; mRNA 3'-UTR binding
Source: RefSeq, a predicted model, not a curated record
UGCUGCCGUUGCGCUUGGUUACUGAGGGCAGACUAUUGGCGAAUCCGCACUUUACAUCGUAGACUUCGGGGAAAACUUUUUGGCGGCAACAUGCCGCUGUUACAUCAAGACAUUAAUCGCGGCGGGAGCUCUAAUGAAAAUAGACGCUCAUUUGCAGACUUUCUUGGCUUCGACUCUAGUUCUCUCGUAGAGUCUGUCGCUACACCUCGACCUCGGCAUAAUGAGUACCGUGGUGAAAACACAUGGCGGUGGGAAGAGCCUCGCAGUCCGGAGGUGGCCCAGAGCCCCAGGUCUCUCGUACCGCCUGCUUGUUUCCCGCCACGUCAUCCACGUGCGUUCACGAGCUACAGCGAAUCCGCUCAGCCUGGUGCGGAGUGGAACCAUGAGGAGUCUUCAUCGCGAGAUAUUGUAGACCUCGUAGCGUCCUUGAAGGCGUUAACGUUGCCGUCUCCGUCACCUCGCUCCAUGUUGUCUGUGCCGCCGCCAGGCCGCCUCAGCUACGAUCACCUCGAACAGAUUAUGGAGCCAUCUUGGUCUGAUCAAAUGGGUUCUGCUUCGGCACGGGAGACCCGCAUGCAACUUGCCCAGAGACGCGCGUCAUUCUGUGGAACCAGUUCAAACCAUGGAUCUGGCGCGGUAGUAUGGAGUGGAACUCUGCCGGCUCGUGCCCCGGAUCCUAACGCUGUAUACUCGCCGAAGGUGUUCCUUGGCGGGCUGCCCUGGGACAUCACCGAGCACGCCCUGAUGCACACACUAAGGCAUUUCCACCCGGUCUGUGUGGAGUGGCCAGGCCGCGAGUUCGGCGGCACCGCGCCCCGUGGGUUCGCGUACGUGACUCUGGAGAGCGAGCGUCGUGUGCGCGAGCUGCUGUCAGCUAGUCGAUGCGACGGACGAGACUGGUAUUACCGGAUCACUUCCAGGAAAAUGCGCACAAAGGAAGUGCAAGUGAUCCCGUGGUCGGUGAGUGGCGCGAGCUGGGUGCGCGGGGCGAGCGCUCGGCUGGCGGCGCGCCGCACGGUGUUCGUGGGCGCGCUGCACGGCUGUCUCUCCGCUGCCGCACUCGCCACCGUCAUGGACGACCUCUUCGCGGGCGUUGUGUACGCAGGCAUUGACACUGACAAAAACAAAUAUCCGAUCGGCUCGGGACGAGUGACAUUCGACAACGUGCGAUCGUACGUUCGCGCGAUAUCUGCCGCCUACGUCGAGAUACGCACUGAUAAAUUCACUAAAAAGGUACAAGUGGACCCGUAUCUGGAAGAUUCGAUGUGUUCAGUAUGCAACCUCCAACAGGGUCCCUACUUUUGCCGCGAACCGACAUGCUUUGGCUACUUCUGCCGUUCGUGCUGGUCUUGGCAACACAGCACGGAGCAACACAAACCUUUGAUGCGGAGCAGCAAAAACAAUAAUCGUCAGUCGCCGCCGAGCGACAACGCCCCGGCAUACAACAGUGCCUCUUCUAACGGGACUCCGUCGCCGUCCACGAGCGGUACCAGCGAGCACGAACACUCUGAAAACGUCUGGCCUCCACACUAAAUCAACUAACAACGCGACCUCCAACUAAUCAUUACACUACAGACUACAAAACAUAACUAAAGCUUAAAAAAAACUUAACACAAUAUCGACAAUCAGACUCAAGCUUCGAUUCUCCUUUAACAAAACUAAAUUUGACGAAUUAAAACUCUCGCACCAGUUGGACGGAGCGCAUAUGAGGGAGGCUGGGACACUCUGCUGAAUAAUUAAGGAUAUUAUCUAAUCGUUUGAAUCAUUUGAAUUUUAUUCAGUUGGGUGGUAUAUCUAUAAUAUUAAGGUUGAUUUCUGUUAUCUAGUUUAAUUUUGUAUCAUAAUAGUUUUCGUAGUCUCCAUCAUGGACACGAUCGUGAAAACUUGGUAAGUGAUACUUUUAUAGCCUUUUUCAGGCUCAACCGGUUUGAUUUUAAAUUAUACCUCAGAGGUUUUUAAAUGAUUUUAAUCGAACUUUUAAAGAAUUGUUGCAAUGUAUUUAAGUUUUAGGGGUUUCUUCACCCUUUGAAAUACGGUGAAAUAUGCUUAGAGGCCGAAAAAUUAUGUUAAAUAUACGAGUAGUGCCUAAUAGAAUGUGAUUUUAAUCAAUUUUAAGAUGCCUUUAGGCUGUAUGAAAGUUUUAAUGUUUUAGGCUUCUGAAAUG